Messenger RNA from Cynoglossus semilaevis (tongue sole), 2354 nucleotides. RefSeq names its product ADP-ribosylation factor 6b (gene arf6b). The transcript has 2 exons. Gene Ontology annotation, molecular function: GTPase activity; GTP binding. The record is from RefSeq and is a predicted model, not a curated record. The coding region runs from base 778 to 1305 and encodes 175 amino acids. NCBI's taxonomy places the organism in Eukaryota, Metazoa, Chordata, Actinopteri, Pleuronectiformes, Cynoglossidae.
GUGAGUGGGAGCUGCAACUGAAUGAAACCGACAGGAGGAAGUAGCGAUUAAUGCAGCUCCACACCUUUCCGGUGUAGCAGCACUGCGACCAGCUCGACUUAACAGAGAAAGCCGAGAGCUGGUACAUUAACCCAGCCAAGAAGGGAUAUAAGAGGGAGACAAGAAGUGGAGUUUUGUGUUCGUGUGCAGGUGCUACCUACCCCCCAAGGGUCUCCAGAUCUUCUUCGGCGUCGUCGUAUUCAGUGCGGCAAAGUUAGCCGCCGGGACACUUAAUGGAAUAACCGCAGAAAGCUGCUUUUCUUGCUCGUGUGGCGGUGAAGAGAACAAGGGCGCACCCGGUGACGAGGACCGCUACUUCCACAGAGGGACUUUUUGAUUAGCAGGCUUUUUGCGGGCCGCGUGUUCACAUCACAACGUGUUCUGUAGUUUUAAACUCAACCAGGGCCCGCGUUUGCCACGCAGCUUUGUGAAGAUUUGAGCGACACAAUGAAAGCCAGUCAACAGCUGUUGGCAAGCUCUUAGUUUAACCGUGCCAUGUUGUGUGCGGGUCUUGGAAUCACAGUGGUCUGUUGAACACCUCACAGGAUUCCCACCAGUUGAAGGACAUCAGUGCUGUUAGGUUCAAACAUGAUUGUAUGCUUUUGACCAUUUUACCCUCCAAAGCUCUCAGAGUUGACUACUAGGCUGAGCCUGAGUUGUAUUGAACAUUCAAAAGCCAACCAAAUAGACAUUUGUUUUUCUUGUGGGAAGCAAAGUAUUUAUGCACAAUAGUUCAAAAUGGGGAAAAUGCUUUCAAAAAUCUUUGGCAACAAAGAGAUGAGAAUAUUGAUGCUUGGACUAGAUGCUGCAGGAAAGACAACAAUCCUUUACAAACUGAAACUGGGUCAGUCUGUCACUACAAUCCCCACUGUUGGCUUCAAUGUGGAGACUGUCACCUACAAAAACGUCAAGUUCAACGUGUGGGAUGUUGGUGGCCAGGAUAAGAUUCGCCCUCUUUGGCGGCACUACUACACAGGCACCCAGGGGUUAAUUUUCGUGGUGGAUUGUGCAGACAGGGAUCGCAUCGAUGAGGCCAGACAGGAACUUCACCGCAUCAUCAAUGAUCGGGAGAUGAGGGAUGCCAUCAUCUUGAUAUUUGCCAACAAGCAAGACCUUCCAGAUGCCAUGAAGCCACAUGAAAUCCAGGAGAAGCUCGGCUUGACCCGCAUCCGAGAUAGGAAUUGGUAUGUUCAGCCCUCCUGUGCGACUACAGGUGAUGGACUGUAUGAGGGCCUCACAUGGCUAACUUCAAAUUACAAAUCUUAAUGAUUGAGUGCUGACUGUUUUAGGUCAAUACUAUAAUAAAGUUGCAAGUAACAAAUAACUUCUCAAAAUGAGUAUGGUUAAGGAAAAAAAGUUGAUUAUCUCCCAUUUAUUUUUUAAUAUCUUGAUGACUAAUUUAUCUUUAACUGGGUUUUUUCUGGCUACAACUUUGCUUGUAAUCUGUAGCCAGCUUAGAUCAUAUCCAUUAUUUUCGGGGCUUGCUUGAUGAAUAUCUUAUUAAACCGGUCCAAAUGUUAAAGCCACAGAUUUCACCGCAUUUGCCUGAUUCUUUUUCCUGUUUUAAAUAAUUUUUCUAAUGAAGCUGGAGUUUUUAAUUGUUCUGGAACUACAGCUUUUUGCAAUGUCCUUCAGUUCACUCUGUUGUAAUUGAACUCGGUUCUUUGGUUUCCUCUGAGGUGCGACUAUGUAGCUUUCUUGGAAAGACUUGGACACAGUGCUGUGUGUGAUGAAAAGUGGUAUUGACGGAAGCAAGGGUGGAAAAAAAAAAAAACACCAUCGAGUAGAUUUCAUUGUUGGCCAUUUCAACACCAAAGGUGGGGGGGAGAAAAAAAAAAUCACUUCUGGUGUGUUUAGUUUCCCUUCCCAAUCCCUCUAUGUGGGUUCUGUAGUUACCUGAUUGACCUGUGUCAUGUCUUCUAAUAGUGCUCAAUAUACAACACAUAGGCCUCCAUUAACUCUUUAACACGCUUGUUGGGAUGCAUUUGAAAACCUGGGCAACGUCAUGAAGUCGAAUCAAUCUUCACAAAGGAAUGUGUAUUCAGCUCUGAGCUCUCUCACUCGGAUAGUCAGCCUGACAGUUGAUUAGUCUCAGUAUUGGGACAUUAUAUGAUAGCCUAUAUCUGUAGCAUGAGUACGAAAGUACAGUAACCCUACAUCAGAGUCCAUCUGUUAUGCAGUCAGAGGGAGCUGUGUCAUGGUGAAAUGUUGAAUGUCACCCUGAGUUUGCAGCUCUUCCUUUUAUUUUGACUGGGGGGGAACCAUGUACAGAAUGAUGUCAUUGUAAUGUCUUAUUAAAAAAAAGUGAUUUUAAA